Aspergillus ochraceoroseus IBT 24754 is the source of this 3963-nucleotide messenger RNA. RefSeq lists its product as uncharacterized. NCBI's taxonomy places the organism in Eukaryota, Fungi, Ascomycota, Eurotiomycetes, Eurotiales, Aspergillaceae. The coding region runs from base 257 to 3796 and encodes 1179 amino acids. The transcript has 5 exons. The record is from RefSeq and is a predicted model, not a curated record.
UUCGUAUACAGCCACGUUUCUUGCACCUUCUUGUGUGUCUUUGCCUUGAUUCAGGGUUGGUCUUCUUCAUUAUAUUCACCUGUGGCCUUUUGUCAUGAACUAUGCGAACUGUUUUUAGCGGGAGAGCUUGUCGCAAAACUUCGAUAUCAGCGUGAUAUCCUCGCAUCCAUUUUGAUUGAACCCCUUUAGCCGCCCUCUUCAACCCCCUCGACUCCUUUACCUGGAGCUCUAGACAAAGGUCUCUAGCGCUCUCACUAUGAGGGUAUCUCCUCUCCUUGCGCUUAUUGCCUGUCUCAUUCCGGCCUUACUUGCGCUUGUAGCGCAGGUACCUAAUGUUGAGCGCAACGAAUAUGGCACCCUUGUAGCGAGAGAAACCGCUCCUGAAACUACAGCUACGAGUACUACUACAACAGAUACAGAAAAAUCCUCUGCUGAUGUUCCAGUUACACGUACAACUGGCGCUGCAACAGUGAUAGGCAAUUCUACUUCUACUUCAACUUCGACCACGGCCACCUCGUCGGUGACGACAAUCCCUACAAUCAAUACUUCGGAACCAUCAAAUGAUGGUGCGAAUUCAACGGCGCCGGGGGCACUACCACUUGAGCCCGUGGUGACACCUGCUCUAGGGAUCGGCGGUUUCAUCCUUAUAGCUACGGGAUCGAUUCUCGCAGUGAUAGGAAUACGGAAUCUAUGGGUUCAAGUUUUUCUAUCCUCGGCGUUUUUGACCAGCUUGGGAGUUACUGUCUUGAUCGUUUAUGUCAUGAGUCCUCCGGUUCGAGUUGCAAUACAGGGCGCAUAUCUAGUCGCCAUUUUCUUUACCGGGAUCACAUUUGGAGCACUCUCUAUUGUGUUCAAGGAGUUGACAGAAGGGCUUGGAUGUCUCUUGGGGGGGUUCUGUACUAGCAUGUGGCUACUGACCACGAAACCCGGCGGUCUUCUCACAGACACCAAUGCGAGAACUGGGUUCAUUGGGGCGAUCUCCGUAGGGUUUUAUGCAAUCUCUUUCAGUCACUACACCCGCCCUUAUGGGUUGAUAGCCUCAACCGCCAUCGCUGGAGGUACAGCAGUGGCACUGGGAAUUGACUGCUUCAGCAAAGCUGGCUUGAAGGAGUUCUGGCUUUACAUUUGGGCAUUGAACGAUAACAUCUUCCCUCUUGAUACAAAUACCUACCCGGUUACCCGCAACAUUCGCGUGGAGCUCGCAGCUACAGUGAUAGUUGCUCUCAUGGGCGUGGUUUCGCAACUCAGGCUCUGGAAAGUAGUCCGAGAACGAAGGGCAAAAGAAGAAGAAAGACGCCAGGAAGAGCAGAAAUUGAAGGACGAAGCUGAAGCCGAGGCUGGAAAAAGACUAGAAGAGAAUAAUCUCAAGGAGAGGAUGGAAUGGGAAGCUAAGUACGGUGACUCUGGGAGCAGUUCAAGCUCCCCCACCAGCGUUCCAGAAGCACCCGACCUCCCAGAGCUUCCAGACAGCUCCAAAAAAUGUACUGCAGAUGAAGCAGGGGCCAAGGAAAAAGGCGAGGGCAUUGACAUGGAAAGCAUCACAGAUUCGGAAAGUUCAUACCGUUGCUCUGAAUGUAGGGCAAAUGAGGCGAACGACGAUGCCGCUUCGGAUGCGACUGGAGAGACUAAGGGCGAUGAAAAUGAACAUGGGGUUACUGAGGGCAAAACUAAAGCCUACCGUAAAGUUUUCGAUGGCGCUGUUGUUGCUAGGAUAGCGGAUGACAAGUGCUCCGAAGUGACUGCCACUGUGGGGUCUGAAACGGGUUCGGUGUACUCAAAGCGAUUGUCUAGGACACUUUCAAAAAAGGUACUUGCAGGGAGGAGUAGCAAGCCUAUUUCCGAGUCUCAAGAAGCACUCAUUACCAACGACGAUGAUGCCUUCUCCAUGCAAGGUAUUGUCGACGAAAUUAGCGACAUGGAGUCUGACUGCCGUACCAUAGCCGCAGAGAGUCAUCAUCAAGCGAUGGUCAAUACAGCACAGGCCCCAAAACACGAGGAAGACAAUAUGAUUGACGAAAAUCCGGUUAAGCCCGAAGCGAGGAUGGAAUCCGAGCUUGCGGAACGAGAUAUAGGAGACUCUCAGCUUGAAACAAGUGCUAACCCCAAAGUAUCUAUACCACAAAAUGGCAUAAAUGGAAGCUCUGAAAUGGAACAACCAACCGAUAAAAACGCAUCUAACGAGCGAAAGAAGUCGAAUGAUGAAGCCCGUGAAGAGCGGGCAGCUCCUGUGGAACCAAGCUCUCAAAAUUGUGAGCCCGAAAAGAACAAUGAGACGCAGGUCUCUAGGGAUGAUUCGCAACCCGCAACAAGAGUGCCAAAAAAGAAAGCAGACACUGACGCUGAGUCUGAAACUCAAGUCGAGAUUGUUGUCCGUGAUACAUCACCGCCUCAAGAAAAGGAAUCAGUUCCAGCAGGAAAUCACAAGAAAGAGCAGGCAACAGAAGAUGAUGUCGCUACACCACUGGAUGUGACAAAAGAACCCGAAACCAAAGAGGAGAGCGUUGAGUGCUUACAAGCCGAUGCAGGAUCUGCAUUAAACACCCUAGAAGACAGCGGAAACCCUCCAGAGCCUCGACGAAGCAAAAAGCUUGAAAAGGCUUCAGGCGAGCAAAAGUUCGCCGGGUCUGAACCUGAGCCUGUUCCUGUUCCUGUUCCCAAGCCAAAGAAACAAGAGCCCGCCCGAUUGAAUGCAGAAACAGUCCAGCAGAUUCCAAAGCAGACAUCGAGAGUUGUGCAAUCGUAUCGUACCAACGAGUGGGCGAAACAUUUAGCCGAUGCUGAGGUCCCUGAGCUGGAACCUAUCGCAGCCGUUGAACAGGAGGAAGCUGAAAAUCCCGUUGAGAAUGAAGAGGUUGCAGCACCGGUCAAAGUGACGGAACUACUGCAAACACCCUUAAAUGCGCAACCCCCGCCUGCUAUAGAGCCCCGAAUCUCGAGCGCACGGGAUGCAAACGACGGCCGGCGGGUGCCCAACAAUUCCCGAACCGAGUCACAGAAAAAGAAGAGGACCUCUAGGUCUCCUAAUCGGCUCUCUGGCGUAUCCGUCGGGUCCGGGCAUAAUCUUCCCCAAUACCCGUCCCCUGCAGCCCAAGUCCAGCCGGAUAGUCUUGCCAACAUGUUCUCCGCCACAUUGCUCUCACCUGUUGGUCCGGCUGAGCUAGUUCGAGAAGAAAGCGAGACUGUGAAACCACGGUGGAAAGGGCCACCUCCGCUCAUCGCUGUGCGGGAGGAUAUGAUGCGAAAUCGAUUGUCGUCCUUUUCCUUGGUAGCUGAUCCCUAUGCACGCAGCAGCCCAGGGCAAUCACCAACGGAUCUUUUGCCUCGGUACCCAUCGAACUUCCCUACCCUGGAAGCGGCGGCCGAUGAUGUGCCGCUCUCCCAACGUCGAACGAUGCUUCACCACCAAGCCACCACUUCAUCAUCCCCUGUGGCGAAUAUACCUUCCGUACCACCGCCCUGGCGGAGUCAAGGGGGGACACCGUCGAGGGCAAACUCCCCGGCCGCCUUAGCAGCGUGGAGAGAGUCAGUCCGAGAAGAUCUCCGAGAGAAGCGCAAUCCGUUGAAACUGAGUAACACCACGAUUGGCACCACUGGAGAUGGGGAUCGCGGCGCCUCCCCAUUCGGGCAAUUACAGCAGCAGCAGCAGCAGCAGCAGCAGCAGCGGAAUGUGUCCUCGGUCAGCAUUGGCGACAAGAUCGCGGAGGGGAUGCAGCGCGGUGACAUGAGUGACUUGCACCGAGAGGCAAUGCGACGAAUGCAAGCCAAGGCCAAUCAAAGUGCGAAUCAGCAAGUAUGACAAGGUAUUGGUUAUGAACAAGUUUUGUGAUGAGGAUUCCCCCUUUGUCUGGUUUUAUCCUUGAUGGUUCGUUUGAUGGUUUUAGCGAUGAGUUCAUGGGUUUCUCCUGUAAUUUUUAAUCCGGUUACGUGGUGUUGGGAGUGGAAAGAAGAGGGAUGGGUUGGACG